CAGCUUCAGCACUGCAAUGGCGUUUCGGGGGAAGAAUCGCCAGGUCCUCGAGGUCGAUCCGGCGGACGAUCCUACAGCUGAGGUGGCCACCGCCUUCGAUCGUCUCUCUGUUUCGCCCAUCCCCAAUCCGUCUGCAUCUGCCGCCGUCGUUCAGGUCUGUUCUCCUUACGCCCUCGACAACAGUGGUACCCAGCAGCCUCAGUCGUCGUCCACUCGUGAUGCCACCAUGGUUCCUUUACCUCCUGCAAGUGUGCUGUCUUACCGGUACCAAGAGGUCCUUAAUUGCCUUCACGACGCCAUUAACGAGAUGCAACAAGUUUCAAUGAAUUUGAAGUCACUGGCCACUGACCAUCUUGUUAGUCAACCUGAUUCCGGUGAAGAAUUGCUAGUAAACCAAUUAAUGUGGCGUGUACAUGAGCUUGCACAAUCACUUGAUAAAGCAUCAAUUUGUUAUCAACUUGUGCACGACAAUUCUUCGCCACCCUUGUCGGAGUAUUGCUACAACGAUGAUUCAGAUUCAGACCAUGAACCUGACUUGAUGAGGCAUUGGCCACUGGAAGAUGUUAGCUGGGAAGAGAUUCUGGAUCGUCAAAGGAAGUAGAUUUUCGGGGUUAGUGUUUAGGCACUACAUGAUGAAGUAUGUGUUGGGUUAUGAUCAAGUAUUUGUGUGCUAUGAUGAAUUCUGUAUGUGUGUGGCUAGACAUUAACUUAGUCUGUUGUUAUGUAAGGCCUUGGAAGA
Molecule: messenger RNA, 739 nt
Organism: Zea mays
Lineage: Eukaryota; Viridiplantae; Streptophyta; Magnoliopsida; Poales; Poaceae
Exons: 2
Coding region: 17-601 (194 amino acids)
Source: RefSeq, a predicted model, not a curated record